AUGGAGACUGACGCUGAGAAAAAUAUUGAGAUUUGGAAGGUUAAGAAAUUAAUCAAAUCGUUGGAACAGGCCAGAGGUAAUGGUACAUCGAUGAUUUCUUUGGUUAUUCCACCCAAGGGACAAAUUGCCUUAUACCAAAAGAUGUUGACCGAUGAAUAUGGUACUGCGUCGAACAUCAAAUCCAGAGUUAACCGUUUAUCUGUGCUUUCGGCGAUCACAUCUACGCAGCAAAAACUAAAACUGUAUAACAAAGUGCCACCAAAUGGUUUAGUUCUGUAUUGUGGUGAUAUAAUCACGGAGGAGGGUAAAGAGAAAAAGGUUACUUUUGAUAUUGAGCCAUACAAACCAAUCAACACUUCGCUGUAUCUUUGUGACAACAAAUUCCACACGGAAGUGCUUUCGGAGCUGCUAGAGGCAGACGAUAAGUUUGGUUUUAUAGUGAUGGACGGUCAGGGCACCCUGUUUGGUUUGCUUUCUGGUAACACGAGGACUGUUUUGCAUAAAUUUACAGUGGAUCUUCCCAAGAAGCACGGCAGAGGUGGUCAAUCUGCUGUCCGUUUUGCGCGUCUGAGAGAAGAGAAAAGACACAACUAUGUGAGAAAGGUCGCUGAGGUGGCAGUGCAAAAUUUCAUCACGAAUGAUAAGGUUAACGUCAAGGGUUUGAUUCUAGCCGGUUCUGCGGAUUUCAAGACAGAUUUGGCCAAAUCUGAGAUGUUUGAUCAGAGAUUGGCAUCCAAGGUUAUCAAAAUUGUCGAUAUAUCCUACGGUGGUGAAAACGGUUUUAAUCAAGCAAUCGAAUUGUCUGCAGAGACGCUAGCCAAUGUCAAAUUCGUGCAGGAGAAGAAACUCCUGACGGAUUACUUCGACGAAAUUUCACAGGACACUGGUAAGUUCUGUUACGGUAUUGAUGACACUUUGAAAGCGCUGGAUCUUGGUGCUGUCGAGACAUUGAUUGUGUUUGAGAACCUGGAGACUUUGAGAUGCGUCUACAAGGACUCCGAGAACAAAGAAGUGAUCAAGUUCACAAAACCUGAGCAGGAAGACAAAUCAUAUGCCAUUGACAAAGCUACCGGCCAAGAAAUGGAUUUGGUCGAGGAGCAGCCUCUAAUCGAAUGGUUGGCGGAGAACUAUAAGAACUAUGGUGCGACGUUGGAAUUCAUUACUGAUAAAUCCUCCGAGGGUGCACAAUUCGUCACUGGUUUCGGUGGUCUAGGGGCCAUUUUACGUUACAAGGUCAACUUUGAGCAGCUGGUGGACGAGUCAGAAGACGAAUAUUAUGACGAGAAUGAGGGCUCUGACUAUGACUUCAUCUAA
Torulaspora globosa is the source of this 1314-nucleotide messenger RNA. It is a transcript of the gene SUP45, whose product is annotated as translation termination factor eRF1. The transcript has a single exon. Gene Ontology annotation, cellular component: translation release factor complex; cytosol. The record is from RefSeq and is a predicted model, not a curated record. Gene Ontology annotation, biological process: cytoplasmic translational termination. Gene Ontology annotation, molecular function: translation release factor activity, codon specific; sequence-specific mRNA binding. Bases 1 to 1314 code for a protein of 437 amino acids. NCBI's taxonomy places the organism in Eukaryota, Fungi, Ascomycota, Saccharomycetes, Saccharomycetales, Saccharomycetaceae.